AUGGCGGAUUCCUAUACCUGUAAAGGUGGAAGGAAAACUGCAGGCUCUAACAAACCCGCUGCCAGCAAAGAAAGCAGGACAGAGACGAGGAUAAACCCACCGGCAGAGCUGCCCAAGCUCGGAAAUGCAACCAGUGACAAAACCGAAGGCAGGAAGAAAGGACGACCCAAGGCCGAGAACCAGGCGCUGAAAGACAUCCCUUUACCCCUGAUGAACCAGUGGAAGGACGAAUUCAAAGCCCACUCCAGGGUGAAAUGUCCCAAUUCAGGCUGCUGGCUGGAGUUCCCCAGCAUUUAUGGCUUGAAGUACCACUAUCAGCGCUGCCAAGGGGGUGCGAUCUCGGAGAAGCUGACCUACUCGUGCUCGUACUGCGAAGCUGCUUUCACCUCCAAAACCCAGCUAGAGAAGCAUCGGCUCUGGAAUCACUUGGACCGGCCAGUGCCAACCAGCAAAGCAGAAAACAAAGUGCCGAAGGCCAUUGGGAAGAGCAGUGGCAAGAAAAGAGCUGCUGAGAGUUCAGCUUGCCCCACCAUCCAUCCCAAACAGGCAAAGACGGAAAAAGCCGUGGCCCAGGACCACGCCGAGAAUGGCGAGUGCCUGGCGGAGAGCCGGGAGAGCAAGGAGUUUCAGAUCGCAGCGGCCGAGGCGAUGGCAGCCGCCACCCCCACGGCGAAGUCCUCGAGCGGCAAGGAUGCCGUGCAGCAGGGGGGCAGCCAGGCCUCGCUGCAGGAGGAAGACCCCGAGAGGAUGAAGCACAGAAGGAAACAGAAAACUCCUAAGAAAUUUACGGGGGAGCAGCCAUCCAUCUCUGGGACGUUUGGACUGAAAGGUCUCGUCAAAGCAGAGGACAAGGCAAAAGCCCAUCGAGCUAAGAAGCUGGAGGGAAAUGCCAACACGGAGGAGCUGAAAAAGAAACCCCUGGGAGCUGGUGUGAAGAAGGAAAUGGCUGUGCACCUGCCGGCAGCAAACCCUGAGGACCAGUGGCAGCGGGACAUCAGUGAGAAGGGAGAAGUCUCCUGUCCAACCUGCAGCGUUAUAACCAGGAAAACUAUUGUGGGACUCAAAAAGCACAUGGAUGUCUGCCAGAAGCUGCAGGAUGCCUUGAAGUGUCAGCACUGCAAAAAGCAGUUCAAGUCCAAAGCUGGGCUGAAUUAUCACACCAUGGCCGAACACGUCAGCAAGCCUGUUCCUGUGGAAACCGCUGGACUUGGUGAACAGGAAGAACGGGAAAGGCUGAGGAAAGUGCUAAAGCAGAUGGGAAAACUGAAAUGCCCCAAUGAGAAAUCCAAGGCCGGCCAUGACUCCCAUGUGCGGUCAGAACACGCGGCCUCGGUGAGCCCCCCGGAUGCCUCCACAGCCCGAGGAGCGGGGCCGUCCCCCCCCGGGGGUGACUGCAGAGCUGCAGAGCCUGUGGGCCGGACAGAGCCGGGCAGGGCCGGGCCGGGCAAGCCUCCGGAGGAGCCAGAGGUGAAGCCGGAGCCCAACCCUGUAGAAGAUUUCGAAAGGACCCCAAGUGGCCGCAUCCGUCGGACGUCGGCCCAAGUAGCCGUCUUCCACCUUCAGGAGAUAGCGGAGGACGAGCUCGCCAAGGAUUGGACCAAGCGGAGGAUGAAGGAUGACCUGGUGCCUGAAACGAAGCGGCUCAAUUACACCCGACCGGGGCUUCCAAAGCUCAAUCCGAGGCUGCUGGAAAACUGGAAGAACGAAGUGAAGGAGAAGGGCCACAUCAACUGUCCCAACAACUGCUGUGAAGCCAUUUACUCCAGCGUCUCGGGGCUGAAAGCUCACCUGGCCAACUGCAACAAGGGGGACCACUCGGUGGGCAAGUACCGCUGCCUCCUGUGCCAGAAGGAGUUCAGCUCCGAGAGCGGGGUCAAGUACCACAUCAUCAAGGCUCACUCGGAGAACUGGUUCCGAACCUCUGCAGAGGCCAGCCGGAAAAAGAAAAGCAAGGAACAGCUUUCUUCCAGCAAAGAGGAGAAAAAGAAAAGCACAAAUGGGAAGAAAAGAGGAAGGAAACCCAAGGAGAGGCCUCCGGAAAUGUCCUCGAAGGGCAGAGAAAGCGUGGCAGCAAAGACUAAUCACAAGAAAACCCUCGAGCAC
This is a messenger RNA of Tauraco erythrolophus (red-crested turaco), 2103 nucleotides long. NCBI's taxonomy places the organism in Eukaryota, Metazoa, Chordata, Aves, Musophagiformes, Musophagidae. The record is from RefSeq and is a predicted model, not a curated record.